Molecule: messenger RNA, 2362 nt
Organism: Drosophila kikkawai
Lineage: Eukaryota; Metazoa; Arthropoda; Insecta; Diptera; Drosophilidae
Source: RefSeq, a predicted model, not a curated record
GCCAUUUUCCCAACACUGUCCCAGAGAGCAGCUGAUCGAUCAAACAAAAAGAAUUUAUACACAAGAAUUGAAGGAAAAAAUGCGCUGCAUUUAGAAAGAGAAAGUAUUUAUUGAUUAGCCCGCGAAAUGGACAAAAAUCUGGAUGAGGUCAAAAGCAUCGUACAAAAAAAGUUCAAUGAAAUCCGGGCGGCACUGCAUAUGCGAGAGAAGCUGCUGCUGCGGCAACUGGAGGUCAUAGCAAACACCCGGAAGCAGCAGCAGCUGGUGAAGGAGAGCACCCAACCGGAGAAGGAGCAAAGUGGCGUGAGGUUCGUCGCUGGCGAGGGAGGCGCCGACGACGAUGACGACGUGGAGGAGAAGCUGCUGACCGCCAUUCGUAGCUACGGUCACUUCCUGCUGGACAACAGUGACAUGCAGCUGGCGCUGCAGGAUUACCGCACCGCGGGCCUGCGGAAUGAGGACUACAUUGAGCCCCUCGACGACCACGAGACGAUGUACAAGUGCCUGCAGGACGGGAAUGUUGCCUACUACGACCUGGAUGAGGACGGUGCCCCGCCAGAGGCCAUAGUUGUGGACUUUUCGCGUAACCGAACUCUGGUAGAGGAAAAUGCCAAGAGGUCCAUCAUAAAUAUCACACUGCAGGAGGCCAAGGAGCUGAUAAGAAAGGCCAAGAUCAAAAGGGAAACCUAUGUGCCGCCAUUGAACCUGGAAGAGUUGGACGAUGAACUGGAGUCUUCCAUUGCUGAGGCCGUCUCGAGUUUGGGUCGCGAAACCUCGGCCAAGUCCAAGGGCAGCGUCCAGGAGCCGCAGAAGAAGACCCGAAAGCAGCGUUUCAAGCCAAAGAUUACCAUUAACAAUUGCAAUGGCACCAUUAAUCUGCGCAACAUUGCCAGCCUGACCAUCAACUGCGCCAACGAAGAGGCCGUGAGCGCGGAGAUACCACUGGCCAAGUCCGCCGAUUCCAGCAUCACCACCGAACCAUCCAACUCGAACUCCACACCCACGACCACCGCCUCCAGUUCGAAUUACUCCAGCAACGCCAGCUCGCGUUCGCAGUCCAAGAAGCAGAAGGUGGCCACCAAGAAACAGGAGCGAAUUGAGCGAGAACCCAGCUCGGAAUCCACUCCCACUCCGGGUCAGAGUCAACGCUACGAGGAGACAGACAUACGCGACGUGACCUGUGACUUUUACAAUCGUCUGCUCAACGAAAUCAAGAAGAGCAUGGUGGAGAAGCCGCGCAGAACCUGUCACCAGGUCUCAGCGGAACCUGUUCAGGCUGUUGCCGCCGAUUCCAGUUGCGAUGCCAACUCCAAUCCCCAGGAAUCGGCACCUUCCAAACAGGAGCCCGUCUCCACUACAACUAUAACGCAGAGCAGCGAGUCCUUGGGUCCCCAGCUACAGCCCGGCAAGCGGCUGAUCCUCAAGAACUUUGAGAAUCUAAAGAUCAUACUUGAGGCCAACAGUGGGGAUGAGGACUCCUUCCAUCCCGUGCAGAUUGAGCAAUGGCUGGCCGAGAUCAUCUCAGAAACUGACCUGGAGCCCAUGCAAAACACGGAUAUCCUGGAGCACAGUCGCAUCCACAGCAGUGAGAGUCCCUAAAAAGUAUGGGAGAUUCCUAAAAAUGAGAUUCCAAACCCAAAUUAUCCUUAAUGCACUCUCAGUAUUUGAUCUUUUUUAUGCUUGUAACUAACUUUUAAUGUUACAAUUUGUAAUUGUAACUUUAUCAUUUUACUUUUUAAAAUUUUAGUUUUUUAAUUUUAAUUUUUAAUUUAAGAUUUAAUUUUAGUUAGCUUCAAAUCCGAACCCCUGAAAGACAUUCUCUUGUUUUUUUAGUUUUUAAACUUGAACCUAUUUGGCGGAAUUUGAAGUAUAGGGUUUUGUAUUCCUUAUAUUUCGUAGAAUCGAAAUUGUUUAGUUAUUUUUUCAUUUAAUUUCCCGGAAUUUGAAGUAUUCAUUUCUAACUUAGUAUUAGAAAUUUUUAAGACCUUUUGUUAAAGGUAAUGUAUUACCUGUGAAAAUCUAUAUAAUCCUAAACAAAAACAAAGCAUUUGUUAUUGUAAACUCAACAGAUUCCUAAGGUUCCAUUUUAAGAAAUUCUUAAACGAUAUAAUAACCCAAAUAAUCUUAAAUUACCAAUCAUUUUCCGCCUAAUUUUAAUCUUUUCCUUAAUGUACUUAAAAAGCAUUUAAGUUUGUGAUUUUUUAUAAUUUCCUUCAAGACUUGAACUUGUACCAAUUUAGCCAAGUAAGCUCUAUCUCUCUCCCAGGCAGUGUGUUCAGUGCUCACCGUAGCCCCAUUUGUAAAUGCAAUCGAAGAGUCCCACAUUAUUAAUUAAAGUGUUAAUUGCCAUUCUCACCUAAAA